Molecule: messenger RNA, 726 nt
Organism: Meloidogyne enterolobii
Lineage: Eukaryota; Metazoa; Nematoda; Chromadorea; Rhabditida; Meloidogynidae
Source: the annotation of a GenBank genome assembly
AUGGAAGAUCCUUCAAAACAACCAAUUAUUGGCCGUUCUUUUGAAGAGGCACGAUCAAAUAUUGAUAUUUCUGGUAUUAAUCGUUAUAAUCCUACACAAGUUGCACAACUAGAAUAUGUUGUCCAAUUGAUGAUUUCUGAAACCAAAUAUGACAAGGAUAUUCUUAUGACUCUUUUAAAGCUUUACCAGUUAAAUCCACAUCUUUAUAAUGAAAAAUAUGUUUGUUUGGUUUUGCUCAAAACUAUGACAAAUUUUCCUCGAAAUGAUUUUGCACUGGCAAAGUAUUUGUUAGAGGCUGAUAAAGUUAAUUCUUUGGAAGUCCGUCGCGUUAUCUCGAUUGGAGCUUUACUCGAAUCUUGCAAUUUUGUCAAAUUCUGGCGUUUAUUGAACGGACGUUCUAAACCUUUGGACUCUUCUGACGACUCAUUUUCUCAAUCUAAUGAUAUUAAACAAAUUGUUGAGUCAAUUAAAGGAUUUAAAGAAGCUAUUAGAAAUUAUGCUUGUCAAGUAAUUAGUGUUACAUAUCAACGUAUUUACAAACAAAAUUUGGUUAUGUUGUUGGGAGAUAUUGAUGAUAAAGAACUCGCUUUUUACGUUUCUCAUUUUCGUUGGAGAAAAGUUGAAGACGAGGAUGUUUAUUUUAUUCAAAAUCAUGAGGAUACAAUUAAAAGUCGAAAUAUUGAAGAAAAACUUCAAUUUGAACGUAUUUUCUUUAUUUUUUUUUAA